AUGUUUCGUCGUGGUGUUUCUGUUACCACAAAGGGAGUGAUGAAUGGGGUUUGCCUCGCCGCGUCCAUGCGCAGUCUACACUACACCCCACGCGUAAGGGAUGUCCAGUUCCUUAUGGAGGAUGUGUUUGAAAUGUACCCGCACUACGAAAAAAUGGGUCGUUCUGAUGUCAACAAAGAACUUUUUGAGAGUCUUCUUGAAGAGGCCUCAAAAUUAGCCACCCGCACACUUCUCCCGCUUUACACCUCCUCUGAUGAUGAGGGAUGUCAUUUGCUAAAGGAUGGAACGGUAAAAACACCCAAAGGCUUUAAAGAGGCGUAUGCAUCCUACAAGAAUGGUGGUUGGGUUGGGAUGUCACUUCCGGAGGAAUAUGGUGGACAGGGCUUGCCAGGGUCCGUUGGAUUUAUCUUAAGAGAGUUAAUGGCGACGGCCAACUGGUCUUUUGCCAUGUAUCCUGGUUUAAGUAUGGGUGCGGCAAAUACGCUUUUGGCGUGGGGAAGCAAGGAACAGAAUGAAGUGUACCUCACCAAACUUGUCAGUGGUGAGUGGACAGGUACCAUGUGCCUCACAGAGCCACAGUGCGGGACGGAUUUGGCGCAAGUGAAGACGAAAGCGGAACCGUGUGCGGAUGGUAGCUAUAAGCUAAAUGGCACAAAGAUAUUUAUUUCCGCGGGUGACCAUGACAUGACAGAGAAUAUUGUUCAUAUUGUCUUGGCAAGGCUGCCCGAUUCUGUGCCCACAACAAAAGGAAUUUCACUUUUCUUGGUACCACGUCAUGUAGUGAAGCCGGACGGAUCACUGGAGACGAAUAAAAAUGUCAAAUGCGUAGGUUUAGAGUCUAAAAUGGGAAUCAAAGGGAGUGCCACAGCCCAGUUAAGCUUUGAAAACUCGGUGGGAUAUCUCAUCGGAGCGCCUAAUGAGGGGAUGAAGCAAAUGUUUACUUUUAUGAAUACAGCUCGCGUUGGAACAUCCCUGGAAGGUGUUUGCCACGCCGAGCUUGCGUUUCAGAAUGCUCUCAAAUACGCGCGCGAACGUGGAUCCCAGCGUUCCCUCAGCGGGACGAAGUGCCCGGAUAGGCCUAAUGAUCCCCUUGUGUGGCAUCCAAAUGUCCGCCAGAACAUCCUUUUUGCAAAGGCUGUCGCCGAAGGUGGUCGGGCCUUUUUAACGGAUAUGGGUCGUCUGCUUGACAUUCAGGGUGAAGCAAAGGAUGCAUCACUGCGGGAUGCACUGGAGCACGAGAUUGGCUUUUACACACCCAUCGCCAAGGGAUGCCUGACAGAGUGGGGCUUGGAGGCUUCCUCACGCUGCCUGCAGGUAUGGGGCGGACAUGGAUACAUUAAGGGUAACGGCAUGGAGCAGAUUCUUCGCGACGCGCGUAUUUCUACGCUGUACGAAGGCACGACGGGUAUUCAAUCUCUUGACUUCAUUGGCCGCAAGGUUUUGAAAUCCAGGACGGAUGAAGUCGCUCGAUUCGGCGCCAAAGUGAAUGCACUUGUGCGUUCUCACUUCUUCUCUCGUGGUGUCGUUGGCAAAAGCUCUCGGCGUCUGUGGACGUUGCAGAAACAGUGGAGGUUGGCCAUCACGAAGGUGAAGAUGGGGGCCAUGAGCGACAUUGACUCCGUGGGUACCGCCUCGGAGGACCUGCUGAUGUGCACAGGCUACCUGGUGCUGGGCUACUACUGGCUGCGAAUGGCAAUCGCCGCGGAGAAGAAAGUUGCCGCCGGCCAAGAUCCAGAUGGGUUCUACCAAUGCAAAGUGGACCUCUGCCAUUUUGUGUUUCAAAAUAUCCUUCCACGGGCGGAUGCACACUUUCACAUCUUACAGGCCGGCUCCGAAAUUGUGAGGAGCAACGAGGCAGCGUGGGACCUCGCGUAA
Trypanosoma cruzi is the source of this 1875-nucleotide messenger RNA. RefSeq names its product acyl-CoA dehydrogenase, putative. The record is from RefSeq and is a predicted model, not a curated record. The transcript has a single exon. Lineage: Eukaryota; Euglenozoa; Kinetoplastea; Trypanosomatida; Trypanosomatidae. Gene Ontology annotation, molecular function: oxidoreductase activity, acting on the CH-CH group of donors; flavin adenine dinucleotide binding. Bases 1 to 1875 code for a protein of 624 amino acids.